Molecule: messenger RNA, 1281 nt
Organism: Naumovozyma dairenensis CBS 421
Lineage: Eukaryota; Fungi; Ascomycota; Saccharomycetes; Saccharomycetales; Saccharomycetaceae
Gene: NSR1
Product: Nsr1p
Exons: 1
Coding region: 1-1281 (426 amino acids)
Cellular component (GO): cytosol
Molecular function (GO): mRNA binding
Source: RefSeq, a predicted model, not a curated record
AUGGGUAAAUCAACUACUAAGAAAGACUCAAAGAAAGUCCAAAAGCAAAAGAAAGAAGAAAAAGCCGCUGCUACUUCAUCUUCCGAAUCUUCCUCCUCUGAUUCAUCUUCUUCAUCAUCUGAAUCUUCAUCUGAUUCCUCUGACUCUGAAUCCUCCGAUUCUGAAUCCGAAAAGGAAGAAGAAAAGAAGGAAGAAAAGAAGGACUCUUCUGAUUCAUCCUCUUCAUCUUCUGAUUCUGAAUCUGAAAAGGAAGAAGAAAAGAAGGAAUCCUCUAAAUCUGAUUCUGAAUCUUCUUCUUCUUCUUCUGAUUCCGAUUCUGGUUCUGACUCCAGCUCUGACUCUGAAUCUGAAUCUGACAAAGAAGAAAAGAAGGAAUCUUCUAAAUCCGAUUCUGAAUCCUCCUCCUCUUCUGAAUCCGACUCAGAAUCCUCUGAUAAGAAGCGUAAAUCCGAAGACGUUGAAGAAGAAGAAUCCGAAUCCAAGAAACAAAAGACUUCUGGCGGUGAACCUGCUACAAUUUUCGUCGGUAGAUUAUCUUGGUCUAUUGAUGAUGAAUGGUUAAAGAAGGAAUUCGAACAUAUUGGUGGUGUUGUUGGUGCUCGUGUCAUUUACGAAAGAGGUACCGACAGAUCUCGUGGUUACGGUUACGUUGAUUUUGAAGAUAAAUCAUAUGCUGAAAAGGCCAUUCAAGAAAUGCAAGGUAAGGAAAUUGAUGGUAGACCAAUUAAUGUUGAUAUGUCUACUAGUAAGCCAGCUGGUGGUAAUGACCGUGCUAAGAAGUUCGGUGAUGUUCCAUCUGAACCAUCUGAUACUUUAUUCUUGGGUAACUUAUCUUUCAAUGCUGAUAAGGAUAACAUCUACGAAACUUUCAGCAAAUAUGGUGAAAUUAUUUCUGUCCGUAUUCCAACUCAUCCAGAAACUGAACAACCAAAGGGUUUUGGUUACGUUCAAUUUUCAAACAUUGAAGAUGCUAAGAAGGCUUUAGAAGGUCUACAAGGUGAAUACAUUGACAACAGAGCUGUCAGAUUAGACUACUCUACUCCAAGACCAGCCAAUCCUGAAGGUGGUUUCAACAGAGGUGGUGACCGUGGUGGACGUGGUGGUCGUGGUGGUUUCAACAGAGGUGGUGACCGUGGUGGACGUGGUGGUCGCGGUGGUUUCAACAGAGGUGGUCGUGGUGGUAGCCGUGGUGGUUUCAGAUCAACUGGUUCCAACAAUGCCCCACUAGGUAGAGGUAGAGAUACCGCCAGUUUCGCUGGUUCCAAAAAGACCUUUGAUUAA